AGGCGGAGCUUGUAGACAACCCUGUUAAAACUUGUCUCCCCACUUACCUGAGCACUUUGGUUCCAGCAGCCUGCCAGCCGACUCGCAACUAGCCAAAAUGAUACCUGGAGGCUUGACUGAGGCCAAACCCGCCACUCCAGAAAUCCAGGAGAUUGCUAAUGAGGUCAAACCACAGCUUGAAGAAAAAACAAAUAGGACUUAUGAACAAUUCGAAGCUGUAGAAUACAAAACUCAAGUAGUGGCUGGAAUAAAUUACUACAUUAAGAUACGAGUAGGUGAUGAUAGUUACAUUCACUUGAAAAUAUUCAAAGGUCUUCCUGGACAAAAUGAGGAAUUGGUACUUACUGGUUACCAGACUGACAAAAGCAAGGAUGACGAGCUGACCGGCUUUUAGCAGGAUAUUCCAAAAGUGGUCUGAUUCCUUCUGCUGGCUACUGAUUAAUGAUAAUGACCAACAUCACCAUCAAUAAAGAAGCAUUCCUUUUCAAUACAUUA
Messenger RNA from Sciurus carolinensis (gray squirrel), 495 nucleotides. RefSeq names its product cystatin A (gene Csta). Gene Ontology annotation, cellular component: cytosol. The record is from RefSeq and is a predicted model, not a curated record. Bases 98 to 394 code for a protein of 98 amino acids. The transcript is spliced from 3 exons. Gene Ontology annotation, molecular function: cysteine-type endopeptidase inhibitor activity. Lineage: Eukaryota; Metazoa; Chordata; Mammalia; Rodentia; Sciuridae.